AUGGCUGCCCUGACCCAUUUGCGUACAUGUCUGGAGUGUUUAUGUGUGUGUGCGUGUCAACAGGUGGACACAGUGGCAGCAGACUCCUUGCUCCGGAAGGAUGGGGGGGAGCGCAAGUCGAACCUGAAGACGCUGCGCUUGGGCCCGCUGACGAAGCGGGGUUUUUACCUCGCCUUCCAGGCUCAGGGUGCCUGCAUGGGCUUGCAGUCAGUGCGCGUCUUCUUCAAGAAGUGCUCGGCCCUCACACGCACCUUCGUCCACUUCCCCGACACCGUGCCGCACUCCCUAGUGCAGCAGGCGCAGGGCCAAUGCGUGGACAACGCCAUCCAGCAGGGGGCGACGCUGCACAUGUUCUGCGGCGAGGACGGGCAGUGGGUGGGGCAGCCCAGUGGGGCCUGCGCCUGCCGGGCCGGGUUCGAGCCCCUGGACGCCGAGUCCCGUUGCCAAGCCUGCCUGCCUGAUUAUUUUAAGAUGUCCCUGGGAGCUGACCAGUGCAGACGGUGUCCAGAUUUCAGCAACUCCAUCAGCGGCGGCUCAGCUGUGUGUCCCUGUCGCCCCACUUACUUCCGGGCCGAAUCAGACCUCCCUGACGCGCCGUGCACCACCCCACCCUCGGCACCCCGCAGUGUUGUGCCCCUGAUCAGUGACACGUCUGUCACACUGGAGUGGAGCGAGCCGCUGGAGCGCGGCGGUCGCCACGAUCUGACGUACGUCGUGCAGUGCCGUCGUUGCUCCUCCAGGGAGCGCUGUGUGCCCUGUUCCGACAGCGUGAGCUACCGACCCACCCAGCAUGGACUUACCCAGCGACAGGUGGUGGUCUGGGGCCUGGAACCCCACUCCACCUACAGCUUCUCAAUCCAGGCCUUCAACGGCGUGUCCCAGCUCAGCAGCAUGGAACCGGCCAGCGAGAGCGUCAACAUCACCACCAGCAACAACGUUCCAGUGUUAGUGUCGGGAAUCAGAAGGAGCCAAGCCACAGAGAACAGUGUGACCCUGCAAUGGUCCAUCCCUGUGGAGCCCCAGUACAGCAUCCUGGAAUACCAGCUGCGCUUCUGUCAGAAGGAGAAACAGGAUGACAGUGUCAGCUGGCAGUACAAGGAGAGCAAGACCAACCACGUGGUGCUGGGAGACCUUCGUAAGGGCACCCAGUAUGAGGUUCAGGUCCGCGCUCGCACCACGGCUGGCUACAGCAACUUCAGCCCAUCCUCCACCUUCCGUACCCUGCCUGAUGGAGACGAUUCCCACCCCCAUCUUUUGGUUACUGGGGUCCUGGUGGCUGCUGCCACAUUACUCCUCAUCAUUGUCAUCGCCAUCGCCGUCUGGUGCAGGAAACGAAUGAGGACGAAGGACCCAGAGUUGAGUGACAAGAAUGGACAGUACCUCAUUGGUCAGGGAAUCAAGGUGUACAUCGACCCCUUCACCUACGAGGACCCCAACGAGGCCGUCCGGGAGUUCGCCAAGGAGAUCGACGUGUCCUUCGUGAAGAUCGAGGAGGUCAUCGGUGCGGGGGAAUUUGGCGAGGUGUGCCGCGGCCGACUCAAGGUCCCCGGGAAGAAGGAGAACUACGUGGCUAUCAAGACCCUGAAGGGCGGCUACACGGACAAGCAGAGGCGGGACUUCCUGAGCGAGGCCAGCAUCAUGGGCCAGUUCCAGCAUCCCAACAUCAUCCACCUGGAGGGCGUCAUCACCGCCAGCUGCCCCGUCAUGAUCCUCACCGAGUACAUGGAGAACGGCGCCCUGGACUCCUUCCUCAGGCAAAACGAUGGGCAGUUCACCCCCAUCCAGCUGGUGGGCAUGCUACGGGGCAUCGCCUCGGGGAUGAAGUACCUGUCAGAGAUGAGCUACGUCCACCGAGACCUUGCUGCCCGCAACAUCCUGGUCAAUAGCAACCUGGUGUGCAAGGUGUCCGACUUUGGCCUGUCACGCUUCCUGCAGGAGAACUCCUCUGACCCGACGUACACCAGCUCCCUGGGAGGGAAGAUCCCUAUCCGCUGGACGGCCCCGGAGGCCAUCGCCUUCCGCAAGUUCACCUCGGCCUCAGAUGUCUGGAGCUAUGGCAUUGUCAUGUGGGAAGUCAUGUCCUUCGGAGAGAGGCCCUACUGGGAUAUGAGCAACCAAGAUGUGAUCAACGCCAUCGAGCAGGACUACCGGCUGCCCCCGCCGCCCGACUGCCCCACCUCCCUGCACCAGCUGAUGCUGGACUGCUGGCAGAAGGACCGGGCAGCGCGACCCCGCUUCAGUACCAUCGUCAGCGCCCUGGACAAGCUGAUACGCAACCCGGCCUCACUCAAGAUCGUCUCCCGGGAAGGAGGAGGGCCGUCCCAUCCCCUGCUGGACCAGCGCACCCCCCCUCCGCUAUCCGCCUGCGGCUCAGUGGGAGAGUGGCUCAGGGCCAUCAAGAUGGAGCGAUACGAGGACAGCUUCCUCCAGGCUGGCUUCACCAGCUUCGAGCUUAUCUCACAGAUCUCCACAGAGGACCUCCUGCGCAUUGGGGUCACAUUGGCAGGACACCAGAAGAAGAUCCUCUCCAGCAUCCAGACCCUGCGGGUACACAAGAGCCCCAUCACUAUGUCUAUGCAGUACUGACUCCUUCCUGAACUGUGACGCGUGCCUGCCUUUAACCCAGCGGAGCCAUCAGACACCCCACAGGUGCUCAUCAAACACGCGACCCUCGUUCGACUGGAAAUCGACAAGCGAAACAAACGAAACAAAAAAACAGCAUUCGUUCAACCCAGGUUGAUUUGUUGCCAAAAGCUGGUCGUCUGCAGGUUGUUUAGCAUUAGCUUAUUAGAGAGAGCUGUUCAUUGAGUCGCCAAGCUGCCCUGCUCCUCGAUGCUGCCUUGGGGGAAGACAAAGGAAUGGCGCCGUCUUCCUCCUCCUCCUCUUCGACUCGCACUCGUCUGCGUUCGGACUGACGAAGGGGCGGGUGCAGGGGAGUGGAUUCUGACAGUGCCUGGUUCAGAUUACGGUUCCCUCUGAAAAAUCGACGCCAACGAAAAUAGAAGGGGAUCUUUAGCACAGAGUGUUUUAAUCACUUUGUCAUUUUUAAGCCUGUGAAAGUCAAAGCAGAACGGGAGAAGCUGUAUAAAUGAUUCCUACGGAAGGUCCUUUGGUAUUUAUGAAGACACUAGUGUUUCAAUGGACUUCUCUCAAUGGGCCAACUGUUGUAUGCUUGAUACAGAUAUCCCGUUUUCCCCAAGAGCCAUCCUAUGUCUGAAUUGAUCAACAUAAUCCCUCACAUGGGCUUAUUCUUUAACUAAAACUAUUUAAACAAAUCUGACUUUACAGGUUGAAAAGAGGGCUGAUUCAAAAUUGGCACUUUUUAGCUUAGAAAUGGUGGUAUUCCAUAAUUAUUUUUUUUAAGUAUCUGGACAUGGUUUCUUUUUUGGAUGUUUUCAUUUCUGCCUUGGCGGACUGGAUGCAAGAAGAGACUGAAAAACCCGCUGUCCAAUUCUUCACAGAACAUGGAGUUCAAUCAAAAUGAGCAAUAAAUUGUGGGUGGUUUUUAUAAGUGACUGUGAAGAUCAAGAUAAUUGUUAUGCUGAGUGGCUAUGGAUGGUGCUGAAUUCUGCCUCUGUCUGGUCCACAGGUGACAGGUUAGUCUUACCUCCUCCCUCCAAAAACUGACACCUGCCCCCCCCCCCCCCCCUAGGACCAGGGACCCAACCCUGACUCAGCAUCUCCCCUUGCUGCUGUGGACAGUAAUAUACUGGCCACUGGGAAUCCUGAACGUUCACAUCUGGUCUUCACAUUGAAGACCUGCUAUUAUCAUAUACCAAUGAUUUUUUUUUCUAUUAUUGAUUUGCCUUUUUUAUGUACUGUUGUAUUUCUUAUAUACAUAUAUAUGCAGAUAUACAUGCAGUGACCUCCAUUUGAAUUAUACCCUGUAUUCAUUAGCAGAAAUAUUUAUUCUGUUUAUGCCCCAAACAUAACUAUUUAACAGUUAAUUUUAAAUGUGUGCAAAGCUGUUUAUUUUUGCAGAAAUAAUAUUUAAAUUUUUAUAUAAUUGCAUGUGUCAGAGCAGCUCUGGAAAAUGCAGGAGUUAGUCCAGACCUCUCUGUGUUUAUCAGAAAACCAUGACGGUUAUGUUUGGCCCCCCGCCCGCCCCUGACCCCACCUGGUGUUUGUUCUGUGCCGCGGUCGCCGGCCCCCUGGAGAGGAGGCACUCUUCGUGAGGUUUUGGCUUCCCCUUGCACGGGGGUCCGACCGCUGGGCUUGGUAGGGUCCUCCCGGGGCUUCUGAAUGUGGGCGUACAGGAUCCCCUCAUGUGUUUGAAAGCCCUGGGACUGUUCAGCGGGGGCCUGUAGUCACAUCGACUGCUCCAGCAAUGUUUACUUAAACGCUCCCUGAACUUGCUGCUUUCAGACUGGAGGUUAGGGUUAUUUAGACCUCUCUCAGAAAAGGAAAAAAAAAAAAACAAGAAAUCAGAAACAUCCAACCCUGUCCCCUGAUUUUUCUUGUCUAUAAAUUUUUAAGCACAUCACUAUUCAGUCAGCCCCAUUUUCACAAAGAUAUACAUGCACAUUUAGAUAAUACAACAGGUCAUGUUUAUACAUAGUUAUGUUAUUGUAACUAAUCUUUUUUAACUUAAAAAUGUGCCAACAGAGAUCCCCUGGAAAAAAAAAUCAUUCAAAUUACACUGAUUGGGAUGGUGAAGUCAUUUUUUUGGCAGGAUGACAAACACAACACUUACAGUACACUCAUGCUAUUUGUCCGUUCAUCUCUUAUAGUUAAGGUGAAUGUGGAAGUCACUGUGUAUAUAUGAAUAUAUAUGUGUAUGUAUGACAGGAUGCUGGGAGGUGGAAUCUCUUCGCACAGUGUAAUCUGUGUCCAGUCACAAUAAAGAUUCUCAGCACUGAUAUAUCUCA
Molecule: messenger RNA, 4868 nt
Organism: Paramormyrops kingsleyae
Lineage: Eukaryota; Metazoa; Chordata; Actinopteri; Osteoglossiformes; Mormyridae
Source: RefSeq, a predicted model, not a curated record